Molecule: messenger RNA, 1257 nt
Organism: Paramecium sonneborni
Lineage: Eukaryota; Ciliophora; Oligohymenophorea; Peniculida; Parameciidae
Source: the annotation of a GenBank genome assembly
AUUUUUUUGUUAACUUAGAAUGAAAUGUUAUGAAAAUAAACCAGCUUCCUAAUCUUAUUAAUUUCUUGACAAACUAGGAGAAGGGUAUGUAUAUGAUUUUGAAAUAAUAAGUUCCUUUGGAUAUAUAUGGAAAGUGAAGCAUAUUUCAACUGGUCAAAUAUAUGCUUGUAAAUUAGUAAAGAAUUCGAUGAAGAAGGAGAAAACCUUAUUAUAAAGAGAAAUAAAGAUUUUGUAUUUAUUAAAGGGAAAGAAAGGUAUAAGAUAGAUUUGAUAAAUAUAGGUUUUCCUUAAUUAAUAACAUCUGGGUAGGAUCAUAAAAAUACUUAUUUUAUAAUGAAUUUGCUAGGAGAUAAUUUAGAAUAAGUGAGAAUAAAGUGUGGAAAAUUCGAUACUACAACAAUAUUGAAUACAGGCUAAUAAAUGAUUUUAUUAUUAAAAGAGCUACAUAACACUAAUAUAAUCCAUAGAGACAUUAAACCAGAAAACUUUGUUGUUCUUAAAGAUAAGCUAUAUUUGAUAGAUUUUGGAUUGUCUAAACUAUUUAUUUAAGAAGGAAAACACUUAGAAUUUAGAGAAAAUAAAGGAAUGAUAGGAACCGCUCGUUAUGCUUCCAUUAAUGCAUUAAAAGGAAAUGAAUAAUCAAGAAGAGAUGAUCUUGAAUCAGUUGGUUAUUUACUUAUAUAUUUAUUUAUGGGUACUCUACCAUGGAAUAAUAUUAUGGCUGAAGACAAAACAAUAAAAUAUUACAAAAUUUAAAGAAUGAAAGAGGCAUUUAAACCAGAAGCCUAUUUCAAUUUACCACCUGAAUUAAGUAAAUAUAUUGAAUAUGUUAAACGUUUAAAAUUUGAUUAAAAACCUGAUUAUGAAUUCUUAGAGAACAUGUUUAAAAGAGGGGAAGAUCUUACUAGAAGUCCGAAACUGUAAAUUUAAUAAACUCAAUUAUAAAUUAAAUCAAAUUUAUUGCAUUUAAAAACUAUUGAUAGAACUUAAUGUUUCACUUCUAGAAAAUCAUCAAAUCAGUAAGAAAAUACAAGUAGAAGAAUAACAUUUGAAGAUUUGAGUUCAGCUGGUGCUGAUAUUAUUGAAGAACUUGAUUAAAACGAAGGCAUUCAAUUAAAAAAUUUAUCAGUUGGAAUUAAAUAACCAUAAACAAUUAAGAGAACAAAUAAAAUAAGAACAGGCUCAGAUUAAAUAUUUGAAAUCGAAAAUAAACUUAAACCCAACUAACUACCAAUUUCCUUAAAACAAUUAGAAUGA